Molecule: messenger RNA, 783 nt
Organism: Acanthamoeba castellanii str. Neff
Lineage: Eukaryota; Discosea; Longamoebia; Acanthamoebidae
Product: DEAD (AspGlu-Ala-Asp) box polypeptide 47 isoform 3, putative
Exons: 5
Molecular function (GO): nucleic acid binding; ATP binding
Source: RefSeq, a predicted model, not a curated record
GCUCUCUGCCUCCAGCCCCACAUCAUCUGCGCGACGCCCGGUCGUCUCCUGUUCCAUCUUCAAAACACCAAGGGCUUCUCGCUCAAGAGCCUCAAGUACCUCGUGCUCGACGAAGCCGACCGCCUGCUCAACAUGGACUACGAGGAGGAAAUCGAUCAAAUCUUGGCCUGUCUGCCCAAGGAGCGCCACACGUAUCUGUUCUCGGCAACGAUGACCAGCAAGGUCAAGAAGCUCGAACGCGCCUCGCUCGCGAAUCCCGUCAAGAUCUCCGUCUCCUCCAAGUAUUCGACUGUGGACACUCUUCUUCAAAACUACGUCUUUGUGCCGGAGAAGUUCAAGGACUGCUACUUGGUCUACCUCUUGAACGAAUUCGUAGGCAACUCCAUCAUUGUCUUCGUGGCCACGUGUAACACUGCACAGCGUGUGGCGCUGAUGCUGCGAAAUCUGGGCUUCGAGGCUCUCCCGAUUCACGGCAAGAUGUCCCAGUCCAGGCGCAUCGGCUCGCUCAACACCUUCAAGACGGGUGACCGCAACAUCCUGCUGGCGACCGACGUGGCGAGCAGAGGUCUCGAUAUCCCCUCCGUCGAUCUCAUCAUCAACUACGACAUCCCGCUCAACCCCAAGGACUACAUUCACCGAGUCGGAAGAACCGCGCGAGCCCAGAGGGCCGGUCGUGCGGUGUCGGUGGUGACCCAGUACGACAUCGAGUUCUUCCAGAAGAUCGAGCAGCUGACGGGCCUCAAGACUGGAGAUGUUCCCUACGGAGCGGGAGCACGUGAUGCU